AGCUGGGAGGCGAGCGAGUAGAGGGCCCCCUGAGGGAGCAGCGGAGGUGCGGGUCGGAGAGGCCGUGCCCCGCGCGUGAGCAGCUGCAGCGGCGGCGGCAACCUCCAGCGGCGGCACCGGCGGUUCCAGCCCGUUGCUUUACUUUUUAGCUGCACGAGCACAGGCAUUAUGCCGAAGAGAAAGUCUCCAGAGAAUACAGAGGGCAAGGAUGGAUCCAAAGUAACUAAACAGGAGCCCACAAGACGGUCUGCCAGGUUGUCAGCGAAACCCACUCCACCAAAACCUGAACCCAAACCAAGAAAAACAUCUGCUAAGAAAGAGCCUGGAACCAAGAUUAACAAAGGUGCUAAAGGGAGGAAAGAGGAGAAGCAGGAAGCUGGAAAGGAAGGCACUGCCCCGUCUGAAAACGGAGAAACUAAAGUGGAAGAGGUACUGUGCAUAAAUACCUCCCACGGGCUGAGUCAGUGUCUUAAGAAAUUGCUGGCUCCUUCAGCUGCUGAUGGCAUGUUCUUAAAGUCUCUUUUCGUUGCCUGUGAUGUUAUUGCAGAUCCACAUCUAUCGCUCAACUGUUAGUGUCUCAACCUGCAGAGGUACCCCACCCCGCACACUGUCCGUAAAGGGGCAGAUUGAAACAGUGAGAGUUAAGGGUAUCGUAGAAAAUCCUGCAUGUUUGCAGUGACUAGAACCAGCUAGUGGUGUGCUGUUGUUUAUUAUGAGCCUUGGGAGCUUGCAGGGAAAGCGUCUGUGGUCGUUUGAAAAGCAGAAAGCAAUGAGUGCAGCAGAGCUUUUGCGUAAUACAUUCCUGCCUUGUCUGUUUUACACCCAGAGCUGAAGUAGGUUUUGCGGUGGAGGUGCUAAAAAACAGAUGUUCUAAAGUGUGUGUGUUGGUGGGGUGGACUUUUAUUUGGCUUAUAGUAGUUUUAAUAGUAACUAUAUCAUUGUUUUUCAUUUUUCCCCCCACAGGCACAGAAAACUGAAUCUGUAGAUACCGAGGGAGAAUGAAUUGUCAUGGAAAAAUUGAGAUUGAUUUUAUGUACCUCUUGGGACAACUUUUAAAAGCUAUUUUUACCAAGUUUUUGUAAAUGCUAAUUUUUUAGAACUCUAGUUGGCAUACAAAAAUAUAUAAGGAUGGACAUUUUACCUUCUCAUAAUACAUCUUUUUGGAAAUUUCCAUCAUUCUCAAGUGUAAUAAAUUUAAUAUUGGAAGCUGUGUGUAUAAUUGAUUCAGCAUUCCAUGCAUUUGCUUUAAAAAUAUAGUCCUGUGCAUACUGUGGUGUUUUUACUGUGCAUAUAUGCAUUUUUCAUGCAGUUUUUCUAGAGCAAUAAUCAGUGGUGCUUUUGUACCUAGGUUUAUGUGAUUUUAAUGAAACAUGGAUAGUUGUGGCCACCUGCUGACUAUUUGUGGUUUAAAAUAAAAGGUUUUCUUGCCUGCAGAAUACCUGCCUCUAAGUAAUGUUUUUACUAAAUUUAGGCAGAGUUUCAUUUUAUUGUUGCAGAAGAGAUAAAGAAUUUCUACAGUCUGUGCCCUGAGGGUAUCUCUAAUAAGUAAAAUAGGAUUGCUUCUGAAUUUUCUGGCAUUUAAAAAUGUUAUUAUUUUAAUAAAGUCAUCUGUGAGUGCCA
This is a messenger RNA of Miniopterus natalensis, 1620 nucleotides long. NCBI's taxonomy places the organism in Eukaryota, Metazoa, Chordata, Mammalia, Chiroptera, Miniopteridae. The record is from RefSeq and is a predicted model, not a curated record.